AUGACGACACAACCGCACACCCAAUGUAAGGAUGAUUUUGUGGAUCAUACCAAAUCACUUUCUUUCAAGACGAAAAAACGACAACGAAGAUUUUCACGCACCGAAUGCAAGAACAUUGAAAUGGAUAUAACGGAAACGACACAAAUUGACCAAUCUGAAGAAACCAAAUGGUGGGUUCGAAUUCUUUGCCUACAACUGUUCAUUGUGAAAUAUGGAGUACUUUUUGAUUACUUUUUAGUGGGUGCACACACGUUUGUGAAUUAUGGAUGUGUGAAUACGUUGAUAUUAUUAGUAAUGAUGUUUUCUGGAUAUUCUUUUAGCUUGGAUUUACCGAGUGCAGCGAAUAGGAUGAAUUGUUUUCAAAGAGCGACACAAUUCCUCAAACAGAAUAUACUCUCAUUGUUUUAUGGGUGGUGUCCAACACAAAGCUCCAAGUAUACUUACAAAUUUACGACGUCGAAAGAAGCCACUUCUCAACAAGACUCGUAUUGUAGACAACAAUUAACAAAGGUCAUCGUAUCCUUAGUAUUUUUCACAGUGAGAUUUUAUUGGUUUAGAACGCCCUUACUCUUGUUAUUACCAUUGAAGCUUUUGAUCAUUGGAAGUACAUCAAGAAUGAGACAUUCUAUAUGGCGUAUCAUUGUUCCAUUUUACAUUUCCCUCCAUUAUUUAGGGUUCAUGUUUUUUCAAAUUUUUGCCUAUGUAUUAUUACGUUCAAUAACUUUUCGUGAAUGUUCCAUGGUUGUCUUGGAGACAUUUCCUUGUGCUCUCUCUACAAUGAUCUUUUCUUUAUAUAUCAUGUCUUUUACAGAGUGCCUCAAUAGAAAGUACGAGUUGCUCAACAAUGAAUUACAAACGAGAGAAAAAUUUAUUUCACACAUUUCACAUGAAUUUAGGACAGUGUGUUUAUCAAGUCUAGGUAGUAUUGAAUUAAUUAAGGACACCAACCUCAGUGAGGAGCAAAAAGAAUUGCUGCAGAAUGUUGAGAGCGCUUCCGGUAUCAUUUUGACCUUGAUUGAGGAUAUUUUAAAUUUUUCCAAAAUUGAUCAAAAGUUGAAUGGAAUAUCAACAAAUUCAACUCCAACAACCUCUAACGAUUCGAAUACGGAUAAUGAUGAGAUAUUUAGAUUAGAUUCUUGCUUAAAAACUGUUGCAAAUGUGAUGAAAGGUUAUUCCAAACCCUUAAACGUAUUCGUUCGGUUAGUGACAAGCAAAAACGUUGAGAACUUGGUAGUGAAGGGUAAUCCAUCGUGUCUUCAACAAUGUCUUAUCAACUUGAUCAGUAAUGCUGUGAAAGCUUCCAUGCCAGGUCAAACCGUUGAGUUACAUUGUGAUACGAAACAACACAAUUAUGAUUUGAAUGAAACAAACAACAACGAUGAAUGUUCUUCUUCACGUCCCAUUCGUUCAACUGCAUACUUUCUGUACAGAUUCCAAAGUUGGUCAAGGAACUUGUUUUACCUUACUUAUACCAUUGAAAGAAGUGGGGCAGCACAUGAAGAAGAAAUUGAUACAUACAAGAGUCAUGAAAACUCUCCAACCACCACUGCUACUGUCCACUCAGACGCUUCUGAAGAUUCUUACUCAUCACUAUCUACAUUCUCUGCAGAUUCAGGUUACUCUCCUUCGACAGCUCUGCAUCAUGCUCCUCCUCAUGCUCACUUGCUUGCACCAACAGUGGAGACAUUACCACCAUCCUUAUCACGACAGUUAGAUAUUCAAAAAACAUACAUUGACAAGUAUAUGAAUGCUUGUUCUCAAUCUUCGUGUCAUACUGACUCUCAUACCACUCCUCCACAAAUCAUCGUUGCUGAAGAUAAUGCCAUUAACAGAACAGUGUUAAUCAAACUGUUAAAAUCUAUUGGUUAUGAUGCAUUAGGAGUUUGUGAUGGUAAAGAAUUAGUACAGCAAUUCAAUCCUCAACAACAUCGCCUUAUAUUCACUGACAAAAGUAUGCCUAAUAUGGAUGGCCUUUCAGCAGCGAAAGAAAUUAGAAGUCGAUAUGGGUUUCAAUCUCCAAAGAUUGUACUUGUCACUGGAGACGUAUGUUGCAGUUGUAGAGAUCUGCCAAGCAGUCAUCAUCAUCAUUUACCAUGUGCAUGUAACGACAAUGAUCAUUCACCCGUUUCGUUGCAUGGACUGAUCGAUCGAGUAUUGCUAAAGCCAUGCACUAAGGAUGAUUUAAAACGAGCCAUCCACGAGCUGCUUCCAACGAAUCAGGUUGUGGAAAGCGAUCCUAUUACACCAAGAAAAUAG
This is a messenger RNA of Naegleria lovaniensis, 2256 nucleotides long. RefSeq lists its product as uncharacterized. Lineage: Eukaryota; Heterolobosea; Eutetramitea; Acrasida; Naegleriidae. The transcript is spliced from 4 exons. The record is from RefSeq and is a predicted model, not a curated record. Gene Ontology annotation, biological process: phosphorelay signal transduction system. The coding region runs from base 1 to 2256 and encodes 751 amino acids. Gene Ontology annotation, molecular function: phosphorelay sensor kinase activity.